Meleagris gallopavo (turkey) is the source of this 3377-nucleotide messenger RNA. The record is from RefSeq and is a predicted model, not a curated record. Lineage: Eukaryota; Metazoa; Chordata; Aves; Galliformes; Phasianidae.
GGAAAGAAGAAGCCUUCACAUCUGGUACUGAACAGCAUGGGGCAGGGAGAAACAGAGGUAGUUCCAGAUAGCCCCUGUCAUACACAGCACUCACCAGAAGCCUUUUUUGGAGCCUACCUCUUCAUUUCACAUCACAGUUGGUCAACACUUAGUUGUCUGCAUUCGGGUCAUCCAAGCUCCAACGAGAUGUUGAUUGGCAACAUGAAAAACAAGAAAAGGUAAACACUGCAUAAUGGUAAGAAACGAUACUGAAUGAAAAGCAAACAAAACCCUAUUACAAAGCAAAGAACAUGCCCUAUUACCUGAUGCUCAUCUUCUUCUCUCCUGGUUCUGCAUUGCCUGAGUAUUUCAGGUUCACAAAUCUUCCCAACGCUUAAUUAAACACGAGCAUAUUGGCUGAACAGAAACUGUUGCUAACUAAAGGUCUAUCUAUUGCUAAUGACUUACAUUCUCCUCCUUAAAUUUUCUAUUAUCGCUGAGGUCCUGUCUGUCCAGCAUCAAAAAUCAGUAGUCUCGCAACAUAAUGAACCUACUGAUACCCUUGUCAAGGGUUUUGUUGUAUUAGGCAAGCUAUGGCAUGGCGGGUGUAACGUGAUAGGACCCCUCCCCUGUACCUCUGGUGUGAAGAUACGUGGCAUAAGGCCAACUGGAGUUUGAUUACACCACGGUGGUAGGCGGGAACGCGGGACCUAUAAAAGCGAAAUUACACGACUAAUAAACGCCAUUUGCCUCACACCAUAUUGGUGCGUAUUGGGGAAUGGACCGGACCAUUGACGGGGUCUAGAUGACCGGGUCAGGGAUCCGAAAACGGGUGAGAGGCAACAAAUGGUGACCCCGACGUGAUUCGGGAUCCUAUUAGGCCUUCUGAUUAUGCCCGUUUGCUGCGUGACGGACGCAGGAGCCUGCUGCGGUAAGGUGGCAGAGGAGCCGGAAGGGAGCAAACCUUGGGGCUACACAGCGCUGUGAAGUAACCCACGACCACUCCGGUGAGGCGUGGAAGGGCGGAGGGUUACCCCCUGGGCCGUUAUGGAAUCCGUCAUUAAGGUAUUGAUAUAUGCUUGUAAGAUUCAUUGCGGCAAAUCCGCUCCUUCUAAGAAGGAUGUGGCAGCCGUGCUUACACUCCUUGAGAGGGAAGGGCUUUUGCACUCGCCCCAUGAAGUGUAUGACCCGGGGCGGUGGGACUCAUUAACGGCAGCACUAUCCCAAAGGGCUAUGUCCACACAGAGAGCGGCAGAAUUAAAAACCUGGGGCCUAAUCUUGGGAGCAUUGAAAGCCACGAGGGAGGAAAAAACUGCAGAGGAUUUAGCGAGGGAUUUCUUGGGUCUGGGACUAAGGGGCGAUUCGGGAGAGGUUGCAGAAAUAAAAGGGGGUGGUGGAGGAAUGGGACCCCCUAAUAGCCCUGGAAACGAUAAGAAAGAGGGAGAAAAAAUGGCAACGGCGAAAGAAGGGACUACGCUCGAAACAAUAGCACCGGAAAAGACAGAGGAACAACGCGCAACUGCACCGCCCCCAUAUCCUUGCUUGUAUCCUUCAUUGAAAAAUCUCGCAGGGGAGGGAAAUGACGAGCGGAAGUUGGGGGGAGGGGAGCGGGCUCAGCCCUUAAACCUUGAGCCCCUUUGUUCGCCAGUCCUACCCGCCUGUCCGGCCCUGCCAGAAACAGAAAUCCCCGCCCCCUGCCCGCUUACAGACUGGGGGAAGAUCAGGGAGGAGCUACGUGCAGCCGAGCUCUCAGCCGAAUGCCGUGCAUUCCCGGUGGAGACCAGACGAGAGGGACCUGUUUGGGUCCCACUGAACCCUAAAACAGUUGCCAGGCUCGCGGAGACCAUAGAGAAAAAGGGGUUACGAUCGCCGGCAACCAUCUCGGCUUUAGAGGCUAUAGUAGCCCCUGGCCCUAUGCUCCCCUAUGAUAUUGAGGGAUUAAUGAAGGUAGUUUUGGAGCCAGUUCAAUUCACGUUAUGGAAAGAAGAAUGGUCAGUACAAAUUAGAGCCGUGGUUGCAGCGGCAUCGAGGGACCCCCGACACCUGGCGAAUGGCCGAGAAUCAGGGGAGCACACUAGCUUCGCGCGGCUAUUGGGUUAUGGGGAGGGAAUGGUGGGGUCCCCCGAAGGGCAACUCAGGCACCUUCGCCCUGGGGAAUUACUCGCGACCACUGAAGCCGCGGUGGCGGCGUUUAGGAGGUUCGCAAGAACGGCUGAACCCCCAUCCCCUUGGUCUGACAUUAUGCAAGGUCCGACAGAGUCCUUUCAGGACUUUGCAAAUCGGCUCAUCCGAGCGGUCGAGGAGUCAGAACUUCCACGAACCGCUCAUAACGCGAUCAUUGUGGACUGCCUUAAGCAGAAGUCUCAUAAAAAUAUCAAAGAUCUUAUACGAGCGGCCCCUGAUAGUCUCAACACCCCAGGGGAUAUCAUUAAGUAUGUCUUGGAAAAACAAAAAACGACUCCCCUCACGAACGAGGGGCUGGCUCUGGUAGCAGCCAUGUCCGCGUCCGAGAGCCAGAGUAAAGGACCGUGUUUCAAGUGCGGUCAAUUUGGUCAUCUUAGAGCCCACUGUGGUAAUUUUGGGAAUAGAAGACCGGGAAAUUCAAACAUCAAUCUCACCUGUCAAGCCUGUGGAAAAGGGGGGCACAGCGCCCGCCAGUGUCGGAAGUUUGUUUUAUUGCUGCAGGGAAACGAGAGGGGGGAGGCGCCUCGAGCCCAGGGCCCCUCCCCACUCAAUAUGAAUGGGCCGGUCAGCCAUCGGGGAGGACGCGGACAGACACCCCAACCUCAUCAGCCCCCCCUCUUCUCCCGCCCACAGUAGCGCUGACUGUGAAUAUGGGAGAGCGCCCUCUUGCGAAAGUUAUGCUUAUCUAUGCUGGGUAUCUCCCCCCUGAGUCGGAAACCCCCCGCACCACCUUCCUCACUGCCUUGCUCGACUCGGGGGCGGAUGUAACAGUAAUCGCGGAGAGCGACUGGCCGACGGAGUGGCCAACACAGGCCUCGCCUGUAGCAAUUGCCAGAGUUGGGGGAUCGAUGGGUGUUAAGCGAUCGGUGGAGGAGAUAGAAAUUGUCAUUAUCACCAGAGAUGGGACGCCAGAAAAGCCUGUGCUGUUGAGGCCACUGGUGGGACCGGUGUCAGGGACCUUGCUAGGCAGGGACUUCUUGAAUGAUCUUGGUGCACGUAUUACAAAUUUACAAUAGGGGCCACUGUCUGCCAGUUGGGAUUACAAUAUGCCAUUCCCUUGCACUGGAAACAGGACGCUCGCCCUGUUUGGGUAGAUCAGUGGCCCCUCCCACUUUGUAAAUAAACAGCGCUUGCCCACCUAGUGCAACAGGAACUACGGUUGGGUCACUUAGAAUGCUCGCUCAGUUGCUGGAACACUCCUGUAUUUGUGAUUC